AUGUCGAAUGUCACCUAUCACAUUUCCAACCUGUUGGAAAAAAUGACAUCCACUGACAAAGAUUUUCGGUUUAUGGCCACCAAUGAUCUGAUGAUGGAGCUGCAGAAAGAUUCCAUAAAGCUUGAUGAGGACAGUGAGAGGAAGGUGGUGACCAUGCUGCUGAAACUUCUGGAGGACAAAAACGGCGAAGUUCAGAACCUUGCGGUCAAAUGUCUAGGUCCUCUUGUGAGCAAAGUGAAGGAAUAUCAGGUGGAGACCAUGGUGGACACUCUGUGCUCCAACAUGGUGUCCGACAAAGAGCAGCUCCGAGACAUUUCCAGCAUGGGCCUGAAGACAGUUAUCGCAGAGCUGCCCCCAGCAUCCGCAGGUUUGUGUCUGACGGCUAACGUUUGUAAAAAGAUCACGUCCCAGUUGAUCGGUGCCAUGGGGAAGCAGGACGAUGUGUCUGUGCAACUGGAAGCCCUGGACAUUCUCUCUGAUAUGCUGGGAAGGCUCAGCAGUACACUGGUCAGCUUUCACCAGUCCAUCCUGACCAGUCUGCUCCCCCAGCUGACCAGCCCACGCAUGGCAGUCAGGAAACGUGCCAUCAUGGCGCUGGGUCAUCUGGUGCCCAGCUGCAGCCCUGCACUCUUCACCCAGCUUGCUGAACACCUCAUGAAGGAACUGUCCCGGGGGGCACCUGGGGCUAAUACACGCACCUACAUCCAGUGCCUGACCACCAUCACCCGCCAAGGAGGGCACAGAGUUGGUGAGCACCUGGAGAGGAUUAUCCCGAUGAUGGUGAAGUUCUGUAAUGUGGAGGAUGAUGAAUUGAGGGAGAACUGCUUUCAGGCCUUUGAAGCCUUCGUUCGCAGAUGCCCGAAGGAAAUGUCUCCUCACAUCCCCACGGUAAUUAAGCUGUGCCUGAAGUAUGUAACCCAUGACCCCAACUACAACUAUGAUGCUGAAGAAGACCAGGAGGACUCCAUGGACCUUGAGAAUGGAGAGGAUGAGGACCAGGAAUCUGAUGACGAAUACAGUGACGAUGACGACAUGAGCUGGAAGGUGAGGCGCUCGUCUGUGAAGUGUCUGGAAGCGGUGAUCAGUAGCCGGAGGGACCUACUGGUGGAGCUUUAUGGCUCUGUGUGCCCAACCCUGGUGUCACGCUUCAAGGAACGAGAGGAGAAUGUAAAGUCAGACAUUUUUCUGGCCUUUGUGGCUUUAGUGAGGCAGACUAAACCCCCCCAUGGCUCCGCCUUGGAUCCUGGAGCUAAAGAGGACCCAGCAGUCACCCUCCUGAAGAAACAGGUUCCCACAGUGAUAAAGGCCCUACACAAACAACUGAAGGAGAAAAGCAUGAAGUCCAGGCAGGGCUGUUUCAAUAUACUAACAGAGAUGGCCAAUGUGCUUCCUGGAGCACUAGGGGAACACAUUCCUAACCUCAUUCCAGGCAUUGUGUACUCCCUCACUGACAAGUCCACCUCCUCAAACAUGAAGAUCGACGCUCUUGCCUUCCUUCACGUCCUCCUGUCUAGCCACACCCCAGAGGUCUUUCACCCACACAUCAAAGUCAUUCUACCCCCUGUAAUUCACUGUGUCGAAGACCCUUUCUAUAAAAUCACAUCGGAAGCCCUCCAAGUGACCCAGCAGAUGGUGAAGUUGAUGCGACCCCUGGAGAAACAGUCCUCUUUUGAUGUAAAGCCCUAUGUGAAAGAUGUGUUCAGUAGCACCUUGAAGCGGUUAAAAGCAGCAGAUAUUGACCAGGAAGUGAAGGAGAGGGCCAUCUCCUGUAUGGGCCACAUUGUUGGUCACUUAGGUGACCAGCUGGGUGGAGACCUGCAGCCCACCCUGCAGAUCUUUUUGGAAAGACUAAAGAACGAAAUCACCAGGCUCACUGCUGUGAAGACCUUGUGCCUUGUUGCCGCAUCUCCACUUAAGAUUGACCUAAGGCCUAUCUUGACAGAAGGGAUCCCAAUUCUAGGAUCUUUCUUACGAAAGAACCAGCGUGCCCUUAAGCUGAACACACUGACGGCCCUAAACAUCAUUGUUACGAACUACAGCGACUGUUUCAAGCCUGCUAUGCUCGAGUCUGUGUUGAAUGAGUUACCUGCUUUGAUUCAGGAGAGUGAUAUGCACAUAUCCCAAGUGGCUAUCAUGCUUCUGACCUGCAUGGCCAAAGUUUGCCCAUCUUCUUUAGCCAAGAUAGGAGGAACUAUCUUGCCUGAAGUGCUCCACCUGGUGCAUUCUCCAUUACUGCAAGGAGGUGCUCUUUGUUCCAUAGUGGAGUUCUUCCAGGCCCUCGUGUUGACCAAGGCCAGCAAUACAGGCUACAGUGAUCUCAUGAAAGCUUUGACCGGUCCUUUCUAUAAGGCUAAAUCGUCUGACUCCAUGUCGGUGCAUAGGCAGUCCUACUACUCAGUGGCAAAGUGUGUGGCAGCGUUGUCCUCUGCAUGUCCCAAGGAAGCUUCUGGAACAGUCACCAACCUCAUCCAAGAGGUGAAGAACCAGAGGACGUCAGAAUCGGUGAGAAUCCUGUCCUUCCUUUGCCUUGGAGAAGUGGGGCGUACUACAAAUCUGGGAGGGCACAAGGAGCUGAAGACGGUCAUCAUGGAGGCCUUUAGCUCCCCUAAUGAAGAAGUGAAGUCUGCAGCAUCGUGCGCCCUUGGCAACAUCUGUGUGGGAAAUCUAGAAGAGUACCUGCCAUUCCUACUGAAGGAGAUCGGUGGUCAACCUAAGAGACAAUACCUGCUUCUCCAUUCCCUCAAGGAAGUGAUUAGUGCUUUGUCAGCUGAGAGUCUCAAGCCUCAUGUGGAGAACAUCUGGACACUGCUUUUCAAGAACUGUGAGUGCGCUGAAGAAGGCACUCGUAAUGUUGUGGCAGAAUGUCUCGGCAAACUCACGUUGGUAAACCCAUCUCAGCUUCUACCUAGGCUAAAGAAGCAGUUAUCUUCAGGUUCCUCUCUUGCCCGCAGUACUGUUGUGACAGCUGUGAAAUUCACCAUCGUAGACCAUCCUGUGCCCAUAGACUCACUUCUUAAGGAAUGCAUAGGUGACUUCCUGAAAACCAUCCAAGAUCCUGACCUCAAUGUGCGACGUGUUGCCCUGGUGAUGUUCAACUCAGCCGCUCACAAUAAACCUGGUCUGAUUCGUGGUCUCCUGACUGCAGUUCUGCCCAAGCUCUACAGUGAAACCCAGAUCAGAAAAGACCUCAUCCGCGAGGUAGAGAUGGGUCCCUUUAAGCACACAGUGGAUGAUGGGUUAGAUGUGCGUAAAGCUGCCUUUGAGUGCAUGUACACUCUGCUGGACAGCUGUCUGGAUUGCCUGGACAUUUUUGAAUUCCUCAACCAUGUGGAGGAAGGUCUAAAAGAUCACUAUGACAUUAGAAUGUUAACCUUCAUAAUGCUGGCCAGGCUUGCCUCUUUGUCUCCAGCUGCUGUGGUACAGAGACUGGAGAGGCUAGUGGAGCCUCUUAGAGCCACAUGCACUACAAAGGUAAAGGCCGGCUCAGUGAAGCAGGAGUUCGAGAAGCAAGAGGAGCUGAGGCGCUCAGCUAUGCGUGCAGUGGCUGCGCUUCUGUCCAUCAGUGAAGUAGAGAAGAGUCCGGUCAUGGCAGAUUUCGUCAACCAGAUCAGAACGAACGCAGAGAUGGCUACCAUCUUCGAAAGUGUUCAGGGAGACCCCAUAUCAGGGGCUGUGGAGUCAAUGGACACCAGCUAGGACUCGCAGUUCGGAUCUGCUUACUGUGUGGUAACUGUUGGACUUCUGUAAAUCAUUAAAUGUAGAUUUACUGGGGCAUGGAUGAUUAAUAGUUUAAGCUUAAUGCAUUAUUUUUAUCAACAUUAUUCAUUGGAUAAGUUAUGAUAAGCCAGUUUUAGACUGCCGCAAGCCGGAAUUAGUAGGUUUUAAACGUCUGAAUUUUUAAAGCGUAGUCAAUGAAGCACUGACCAAUAAAUAUUCUGAAAAACA
This is a messenger RNA of Colossoma macropomum (tambaqui), 3945 nucleotides long. RefSeq names its product cullin-associated and neddylation-dissociated 2 (putative) (gene cand2). Lineage: Eukaryota; Metazoa; Chordata; Actinopteri; Characiformes; Serrasalmidae. Bases 1 to 3696 code for a protein of 1231 amino acids. Gene Ontology annotation, cellular component: nucleus. The record is from RefSeq and is a predicted model, not a curated record. Gene Ontology annotation, biological process: protein ubiquitination; SCF complex assembly. The transcript has 15 exons.